Perca flavescens (yellow perch) is the source of this 2666-nucleotide messenger RNA. Its product is annotated as solute carrier family 26 member 6. The coding region runs from base 1 to 2352 and encodes 783 amino acids. Gene Ontology annotation, cellular component: membrane. The transcript is spliced from 19 exons. The record is from RefSeq and is a predicted model, not a curated record. Gene Ontology annotation, biological process: sulfate transmembrane transport. Gene Ontology annotation, molecular function: secondary active sulfate transmembrane transporter activity. NCBI's taxonomy places the organism in Eukaryota, Metazoa, Chordata, Actinopteri, Perciformes, Percidae.
AUGGACAUUGAGGAGAGGGACUGUUCAGGUGGGGGUUAUUUUGUGAAGAGGAAGGUUCUGGAUGAGUUACGCCUGGAUGAAGUGGCACAAAAAAGGACGUGGUCCACUAAACCAACCCUGAGUGAGCGGGCGAAAGAGACCCUGAGGUGUUCAGUGCCCAGGCUGAAGCGCACAGCGUUGAGCUGUGUCCCUGUUCUCAGCUGGCUGCCUCACUACUCCAUCAGAGAAAAUGUUAUAGGGGACCUGAUCUCUGGCUGCAGUGUGGGCAUCAUGCAUCUACCACAGGGCAUGGCAUAUGCCCUUCUGGCUUCCUUACGCCCAGUGUUUGGCCUUUACACUUCCUUAUACCCGGUGCUGGUCUACUUCAUCUUUGGUACUUCCAGACACAUCUCAGUAGGUACGUUUGCUGUGAUCAGCAUCAUGAUUGGGAGUGUGACAGAGAGGCUGGCACCAGAUAGUAACUUUAUUGUAAAUGGCACUAAUCAGACAGGAAGUGUGGACCUCGAUGCACGGGACGCUUUCAGAGUACAGAUAGCAUGUUCCGUCACAGUCUUGGCCGGAAUCUUUCAGAUCCUGUUAGGUGUGGGGAGGUUUGGUUUUGUGGUGAACUACCUGUCUGAGCCACUGGUCCGAGGCUACACCACAGGAUCAGCAUGCCAUGUAUGCGUCUCCCAGCUCAAGUACCUCUUUGGUGUCAUGCCAGCUCGCUUCACUGGUCCGUUCUCUCUUAUUUAUACUCUGGUGAAUGUUUGUUGGCUGCUGCUGGAGACUAAAGUGCCGGAGCUGCUGGUCAGCCUGGUUGCGCUCUUUGUUCUUAUUGUGGUCAAAGAAAUCAAUACCUGCUACAGACAGAAGCUGCCUAUGCCCAUCCCGAUAGAAAUCGUAGUGAUCAUAGCAGCAACAAUUAUCACCCACUUCUGUGGACUGACGAGUAAAUACAGCAUUGAUGUGGUUGGAGAGAUUCCCAGUGGCCUCAAGGCCCCUCAAGCUCCAAAUGCCACAUUUUUCUCACAAGUGAUAGGUGAUGCUUUUGCAUUGGCCAUUGUGAGCUAUGCCAUCAACAUUUCUCUGGGCAAAACAUUUGCCCUCAAACAUGGCUACAAGGUGGAUAGCAAUCAGGAACUGGUUGCCUUGGGUCUUUGUAACACUGUUGGCAGUUUUUUUCAGUGUUACUCUGUGACUUCCUCCUUGUCUCGCAGCCUCGUCCAGGAGAGCACAGGGGGCAAGACACAAGUUGCAGGAGUGAUUUCGUCCAUCAUCGUGCUCAUCACAGUUUUGAAAAUAGGUUCUCUCUUUUCAGACCUCCCCAAGGCUGUAUUAUCCACAAUAGUGUUUGUUAAUUUGAAAGGAAUGUUUAUGCAGUUCAUGGACGUACCUAUGCUGUGGAAGACCAACAAGGUUGAUCUGCUGGUGUGGCUGGUCACGUUCACAAGCACACUCCUGCUCAACCUGGACCUGGGUCUGGCUGUCGCCAUUGGCUUUUCCAUGCUCACUGUCAUCUUUAGAACACAACUACCACGCUACUCUAUCUUGGGCCAUGUGAGAGGCACUGCCCUGUAUCUGGACACAGACACCUACAAGGAGGCUAAAGAGAUUCCAGGAAUUAAAAUCUUCCGUUCAUCUACAACUAUCUACUACGCUAAUGCUGAGAUGUACUUGGAGGCCCUGCAAGAGAAGAGUGGACUUGAAAUUGGGAAGCUGCUGACUGCAAUGAAAAAACAAGACGCAAAGCUGAAACGUAAACAACAAAAAGAGAAAAAGGAAGCUAAAAGGGAGGCGAAGAAACAAAGAAAAGCAGUCAGCCACCUGUCCAAUGGCACAUUCUCAGAGGUGAACGAGAGGAAAGUCUCUGCAGGAGUUAAGGAACAGAGCCAGGGGAAUGUUGUAGCCUUAAGCCUGACAGAUACCUCUACACAUGGCCAUAGUAAAGGCCAAGUGAACAGGGCUUACCAAGAUGACACAACCAUGUCGGACUCAGAUUCAGACACGGGGAGCCACAUUUUUGACAGCAUCACCCAAGUAUCGAAACCGGGUGGUGAGAAAAAGGGAAAGGCCUGCGGAUCGAUUACGCACAGCAUCAUCUUGGACAUUGCGACAACCAGCUUUGUGGACACAGUCACUGUGAAGACCUUGAAAAAUAUAUUCAGGGACUUUGGAGAGAUUGAUGUGGACAUCUAUCUAGCAGGCUGCCAAGCAUGUGUCGUGGAGCAGCUGGAAAGGGCAGGUUUCUUUUCAGAGUCCAUCCCAAAGAGCAGGCUUUUUGUCACAAUUCAUGAUGCGGUGCUUCAUAGUCUCAAGAAACUGGGGCAGACUGACUUCGUACUUGAUGUAUCCUGCAGCACUCGGAUGUAACCAGCAGGGGUCAGGCUGUUCCAACUCUCACCAUCUUCCUCCUCCUCUUGUUAGACUGCUGGCUUUUCUAUUGCUCACUACUGCUCGUCAUUGUCUCCUCCCCCUUCAGUAGUGGAGAAUGCACCACCUUGACAUGGCGGCUGGUUGCCAUGGAAAUACAGGGAGCCGUUUCUGUGGCAACAGGCUUUUUAUGAUAUCUUCUAAUGAGACAGCCAGCAAUACGUCAUUGCAGCUCUCUCGCUCUGUGGUGUGUGUGUGUGUGAGAGACAGAGAAGGGGCGGGGGUUGAGUGGGAGAAUGUAACACUGGACUAAU